GAUGAUGCCUGUCGACGCUGGGCGCAUAGAUGUGCCGACCAUGUAUGCUUGCAACACCGCCCAUCCCCGUCCACCGCCACACCACACGAUGCCGCCCAAGUCUAUCCUCAAGAAGACGGGCCCGCCCAUGACGGAGCGCAACGGCAAGCCCGUGCAGCAGCGCCACCUAGACGUGGCGCUGCAGCACGCGAGCAUUCUCGAGCAGCGCAAAGCUGCGGAAGCGCAGGUGCUCGACUCGAUCAUGACGCUAAUCGAUUUCCCUCCCUCACCAGACGCAGAUGCCAGGCGGCCCGCGGCUGCAGACGCGCGCGACUUCACCGACGCCGUCGCCGCCUUCCAGCCGGCCGACUACGACGCGCUCAUCGAGGAGCGCAACAUUGCCGACAAGUGCGGGUACGCGCUGUGCCCCCGGCCCAAGAUGCGCGCGCCGUCGACGGCCCGCAAGCAGUUUGUCGACACGGACCGGGGCGUAGAGAUUGUAGAGCGCAAGGUGCUGGAGGUGUGGUGUUCCGCCGACUGCGCGAAGCGGGCGCUGUACGUCAAGGUGCAGCUGAACGAGGAGCCCGCGUGGCUGCGCACAGGGGCCCACGGCGACAAGCUGGAGCUCAUGGUCGACAACGGGCCGGAGCUGCGCACAGCACUGCCCGCGCGAACGAAGCAGGCUGCACCGCCGCCCGCGAGGACAGCAGAAGAGGCCGACGUCGAGGAUGCAUGGGCCGCGCACGCCAGCGCCACGGCGGAGCUUGCGCUGGAGCGCGGGGAGAAGCCAGGCGCCGUGCCCAAGGCCAGCGGCAGCCUGGUGCAGGACACGGUCACGGAGCGCGAGUCCAGCGGCGCGCCGCCACAGCCACCGACGCUGCCUGCGGGCUGCACCAUGGCCAUUGAAGGCCACGUCCCGCGACACAACCGCGCAAAGGACGAGGCCGACGACGACGACGACGACGGGCAGGACUGGGACAGAGAUCUCAACGGGUGAGGCUGCGUUUGGUGAGGCUGCGUUUGGUGAAGACGAACAUGUCCCGGCAGCACAAACAGCACGGCGCACAACGGGCAAGGGGCGCAGAGAGCUGCAGGUCAGCGGCGUAGAGCCAAAGGGCAGUGGAGUUGAAAACACUGUAAUCACAACUGCAACACCCAUGGCUGCUGUUCAUAGCACUAUAAUCAAUACACGCGUAGACAACCACUACACAGUCACUACACAGUCACUAUACAGUCACUACACAGUCACUACAUGUUCACUACAUAAUCAC
Messenger RNA from Didymella exigua CBS 183.55, 1250 nucleotides. RefSeq lists its product as uncharacterized. Lineage: Eukaryota; Fungi; Ascomycota; Dothideomycetes; Pleosporales; Didymellaceae. Gene Ontology annotation, molecular function: RNA polymerase core enzyme binding; RNA polymerase II CTD heptapeptide repeat phosphatase activity. Bases 41 to 976 code for a protein of 311 amino acids. Gene Ontology annotation, cellular component: nucleus; cytoplasm. The record is from RefSeq and is a predicted model, not a curated record. The transcript has a single exon.